Molecule: messenger RNA, 3021 nt
Organism: Blepharisma stoltei
Lineage: Eukaryota; Ciliophora; Heterotrichea; Heterotrichida; Blepharismidae
Source: the annotation of a GenBank genome assembly
AUGUUUCCACUAAAUCGCAGCCGAACUCUUCCAAUUGACCACGACAACCCUCCUACACACCGAUCAGCAACCCCUCUAAUUCAGGUAAACAGGACCCCAAAGAUUGAUACAGAAUUUCCAAAUUUCGAGCUCCCAGAGUUAAAAUUAUCUCCUUCAUUUCCUAUAAGUAAAGUAACUUCUAGACGCUGCUCAGACUCAUCUGAGGACAUAACUGACGAAGAAUCAGAAGAAGAAAAAGACACAAUUACAAUUAUUCCAAGCUCCCCCAAUGACUUAUUGUCAUGACACAAAGCGAAACAGCAAGCAAUAAUAGACAACAUCCGGCUUGCAAAAGAAGAAGAAAUCGCUAACACUUCUAGGCUUUACCGGAAGAGUUUUACGAAGGCUUUAGAAGAUUCGAUGGCUCAGCAAAAGUUGGAAUAUAUCAAAACAAUCACAAGUUUGAGGAAUGAAGCUUAUGAAAUCAAAGGGGUGAUUUCCAAAAGAGACUAUACUAUUACGUAUCUGGCUGAUAUGCUUACUGAUACUUAUUUACUAGAUUUAAGAUGAAUUUAUCAGUCUAGGCUGUGGAAAAAAGUAAAUUUUUAUAUGAAUGCGUCAAUGUGCAUAUUUAAAAAUAAUUAUAUACAAUUAACGGAACAAAGAAUAAAGUUAGGGAAAACUGAUAAAUUCUCGAUUGAGCCGGAAAACUCAGAAGAAAAAGUGCCUGAAAUAAUUGAGCCAAAAGACAAAAAUUUGCUUGCAGAAGUCCAAAGUUUGAAGCUACAGAUAAAAUCAUUGAAAAAUGUCUGUGAAAUGUACCAAGAAGAUGCUUCAAAAGCCAACGAAAAAGUUAAAAAGCUAGAACAAGAAAAGAAGGAACUAAUAAGAGCUUAUGAAGAAGAAGUAAACGAGUUAAAAACACAAUUAAAUGCAAAGACAUUACUUCCUCUGUAGAAAUAAAAUGAUGGCGUUGAUGGAAAUUGGACUCCUAGGAGCACUCCCUGUGGAGCAGUAGGACCCAUCCUGAUGAAGCUGAAAACAGGUUUCUAUCCCUCUUUGAGCGGGUCUUCAGGUUCGGGAAAGCAUUGACAAAGAGAGAAGUUUUGUUUCUCCCUGAAGGUUUUCCUGUCCUGCCAGAUGGGCUAAACAGGUUUUGUCUACAACAUGCUUCUUCUUAUCGGGACCACAGAGGCACCAUUCGGUGGCACUGUCCUGGGAGCUGAUCCCUUAGACAGGAAGUUUAGAUAGGAAUCAGCAGGGCAGCCUUCAAUUUCCUGACUUGAGCUCCGAAGUCUAUGGAGACUGCUUUUAGAGCCAAUGAGGCAAAGACUAUAGCUCAUACCCCUUUAUAGAUUUCUUUAUCGAGCAAAAUGUACUGGAUUAUUGAACGACCAAGAGAGACUCUAUUAAAGGAACGGGCUGGAUAUCUAUAUCAGGAAGUGCUAAAAAGUGGCAUGUCAAAAAAUGGUGACAAGUCUGAAAAAAAUUGACAAAUAAACGCGCCAAUUUUUAAAAUGGAUUUAUUAUUAAAAUAAUUUAAAACUUAAGAUACCAAUUAGACAGAAGAUAUUAUUGCAUUAUAUAUAGGCUUUAGAUAUUUUGAUUUAUAUAUAUAUACUUAAAUUUAAUAAUAGCUGUGAAAAUCAAAAACUUGCAACUCAAUGUGCAUUUUUUCCGGCUCGAUGGAAUUUCUUUAUUUUAUGCUAAUUUAUAUAUGAAGACUAGAGCUAUAAUUUGCAAAGUGCGUGGCUUGUGAUUUUAAAUAUAUAAGAAGUUCUUAUCGACUCAUAUUAGAAGUACUUAGCAAAAAUUCAAUAUGGCUUAUAAGCGAAAAUCAAAAACUUGCAACUCGAUGUGCAUUUUUUCCGGCUCGAUAGAAUUUCUUUAUCUUAUGCUAAUUUAUUUAUGAAGACUAAAACCAUAAUUUGCAAAGUGUGUGGCUUGUGAUUUAAAUAUAUACAAAGUUCUUAUCGACUCAUAUGAUGUGUACUUAGCAUAAUUAAAUAUUGACUAAAAUUAAAAUAUCUUAAGUUUUAAAUUAUUUUAAUAAUAAAUCCAUUUUAAAAAUUGGCGCGUUUAUUUGUCAAUUUUUUUCAGACUUUUCAUCAUUUUUUGACAUGUCUCUUUUUAGCACUUCCUGAUAUAGAUAUCCAGCUCGUUCCUUUAAUAGAGUCUCUCUUGGUCGUUCAAUAAUCCAGUACAUUUUUGCUCGAUAAAGAAAUCUAUAAAAGGGGUAUGAGCUAUAUUGAGUUGCCCACUUCUGGCAAGUUUAACAUUUUUAAUUUAAUUUACUCCCUCUAUAAGCAACAAAAAAAUUUUUGAUCUGAUCAGUUUUUUAAUAUAAAAAUGCAUAGUAAAUUCUUUUUCUAGAAAAUUUAAAAAAUCUCAAUUGGAAAGUAAAAUUUUGUUUUAAAGUGCAGUCUGUUUAAAAUUAAACAGAAUAAGCGAGAGAUUUCAUUAUAUAUCACUUAUACAAAAAACUUUUUGCUGGCUCACCUAGGGUGGCUUCAAUGGCUUUACUCAUUCGCGGAGGAGAAUUUAGAAUAUCAAGAGUAUAUUAAAACAAAAAACAAAGAGUAACCUAUAAACAGGCUUGAAAAUAUUAGAUUUGAAAGUAAAAAAGAAAUCGAGCUGAGAGACAUUUUAUUAGAAAGAUUCAAAGACCAUGUAGAAAUCCUAAAAGGGGAGUUAAAAAACGCAAAAAUUGUUCUACAAAGUCCGAGGCUAAGAAUGCAAUACCAUGAAAAGCUUAAAGAUUACGUUGAUGAGGUGCAGAAUUCGAGUCCUUUGUCAGAGACUCAAAAGUCCUUGGUAAGGAAAAAUUCGCCAAAAACACCUCGACAAGAAAAAAAAUCGAAAUUGAUAAUAAAGGCUGAGGGAACGACGGACGCGAGCAUUUUGGAUCGAAGCUAUGUGGUUCGACAGAUCUCGCCUCAAAAGAGGCCCACAACCUCUUCAACGCCCCGUUAUUCGUUUCUACGAGUAAAGCCUGAUACAGCGAUUUGUGAACGCAGACACACAAAAACCCCAGAAUUAUAA